UCAUUUUACAUUUUAGAUGACCAAACCGACCAGCAGAUUUACUACAUCGCUGAAUUCGUCGGUGACGAUAUAAUACGAGAGGAGAAAACGAUCUUCAAAAAGGACAAAUUAGAUGUGAAAUCGCCGCUACUGCAUGAAUCGCGUCAUCUGCAGUCCGAAUUGAAGUUUGAAUCAGAGGACAGUCCAUCCAAGUUGACAUACACGAGCGGUCGAGGCAACAACGUGCUGAUUUACGAAGGUCAUCGUUACAUCAAAAAUAAUACCCAUAGCGGUAAAGUGUACUGGAAGUGCACUAAAUGGCACAGUGGAUGCAAAGCUCGAGCAAUCACCAACAGACUGACGCCGGAUGCUUGCUUGUUGAAGAAUACCCACAAUCACGAUCUUUGACCGCGACUAAACAACAUGUCUAGUGUCCAAAAACUCGUCCUUUAAAUAAAGAUCAACGAGUGAA
Malaya genurostris is the source of this 451-nucleotide messenger RNA. RefSeq lists its product as uncharacterized. The record is from RefSeq and is a predicted model, not a curated record. The annotation marks the transcript as partial. The transcript has a single exon. NCBI's taxonomy places the organism in Eukaryota, Metazoa, Arthropoda, Insecta, Diptera, Culicidae.